CCCUUGAACUUUCCCAGAGUGCUGCGCGAAGGAAACAUGGCGGUCUCCUUGAGUCAAGUGAUGGGUCCGGGCUGGUGCUCGUUAGUCGGACGUUUAACGUCAGAUCUGCAGUGUGCACGGACUCUACUUAAUCCCAAGAAGAUGCUGACACCCCAGUCCCUGAUCCCAGUAAGGACAAAGAAGCGUCAUUUCAUCCCCCCGUCUGUGUCAGCCAAGCACAAGAGUUUUUCAGAGCAGGAGUCCAUGGCCAAAGCUGCAGGAGUCGUCGUCAGGCAGCAGUACUUGGAGAGAGCGAUCAACAUCACCUGCACAGCUGGAAUUUUAGACCCCUAUGUUCCUCCUGAAGGAGAUUCCCGCUUGUCCUCCCUCUCCAAAGAUGGUCUGAAACAGAGAGCUGAGCAGUUUAAACAGAGUGCUGCCUCCCAGCUCGCUCUCAGGAAGGUUAAGGAACAUGAUAAAGAAUUUAGUACUAAAGAUUUUCCUGCAAAGGCCCAAGAAAUCUUCAUCCAGGCACAUCACAAUCUCACAAACUUCAACAAGGAAAACCUUCAUACCUUGGUUACUGAGAGGUGCUACCCUGAAAUGGUGCGAGGAAAUCGCUUCAAAACUCUGCGAUGGCAGUUUCUUGAAUCCUUGGAGCCUCCACGAGUCGUACACGUGCGCUGUCCAGAAAUGAUAAAUAAAGGCAAUGUGUAUGGGCAAAUCACGGUGCGCAUGCACUCUAAACAGACAUUGGCAAUCUAUGACCGAUUUGGGAGGCUGAUGUAUGGCAGCGAGGAUCUGCCCAAAGAUGUGCUGGAAUAUGUGGUGUUUGAGCGCCAUUUAGUAAGUCCCUACAGCCGAUGGAGGAUGCAUGGCAAGAUUGUGCCAGCUUGGGCUCCACCAAAGGACCCGAUCAUUAAGACCAUCAUGAUUCCUGGUCCUGUGAUGAAGCCCUGGGAAGAAUUUGAGGAGAUGAAUUUAAGUAAAGCGAAACCUCAGCAAGUGCAGUGGAACAAAUAAGAGCUGGAAACCUGCACAGACUCAGGAGGUUCUGCCAUAUGUGAAUAUGGACAUCUGCAGUCUGUUCUUGUUUAAUUUAUCAUGCCAAAAUAAAAUGUAUAUAUAUAUAUAUAUAUAUAUAUAUAUAUAUGUGUGUGUGUGAA
Polypterus senegalus (gray bichir) is the source of this 1145-nucleotide messenger RNA. It is a transcript of the gene mrpl45, whose product is annotated as mitochondrial ribosomal protein L45. Bases 37 to 1002 code for a protein of 321 amino acids. Lineage: Eukaryota; Metazoa; Chordata; Cladistia; Polypteriformes; Polypteridae. The transcript is spliced from 8 exons. Gene Ontology annotation, cellular component: mitochondrion. The record is from RefSeq and is a predicted model, not a curated record.